This is a messenger RNA of Stegastes partitus (bicolor damselfish), 1527 nucleotides long. RefSeq names its product calponin homology domain-containing protein DDB_G0272472-like. Bases 1 to 1527 code for a protein of 508 amino acids. NCBI's taxonomy places the organism in Eukaryota, Metazoa, Chordata, Actinopteri, Pomacentridae. The transcript has a single exon. The record is from RefSeq and is a predicted model, not a curated record.
AUGGCACAAAAGAACCAGCAACGUAAAUAUGUCUCUCGCCGCAAUGCACAACGUGAGGCAGCCGAGGAGGAACUCUGCUCGCUUGGUAAUCAGGACCAAAUCGAGGAAAUGAAGCUGCACAUUAAAGAGCUGGUGGGUGAGAAGGAGCAGCUUUGUAAGGAAGUCCACAGCUGCAAGGAGGAAAUCUCCAAGCUGAAGGAGCUUCUGAAGAACAAGGAGAAAACGCUGGAGUCCAGCCCCGUGGAGGUAAAGGUCUCCACCAAGAACAAGAAGUCUCCCCCGGUGACCAAAGAAGACGAAGGCCUCCAGACAGAGCAGCUGGACCAAUCCAAGCUGGAGACAGCCGAUUUCAAAAGGCUGCAAGGACUGCAGCAGAAGAUCAAAACCCUCCAGGGUGAAAAAACACUUUGGAUAAAGGAAAGGAAAGAAAUGGCGGCGAAAAUGGAAGAUCUCGAGAGGCAGAAAAAGGAACUGAUGGAGGAAAAGGUUCCACACCUGCAAAAAGGAGGCAAGGCGUUUCAAGAGGAGACCAAAGAAAUGCGCAAGGAGAUCAAAGAGCUGCAGGAAGCCAAGAAGAAACUCCAGGAGAAAAACAAGAAACUGGAGAAAGAUCUAGGGGCAGAAAUAAAGAAAGUGGAAAAGAUUAGCAGCAAGGUGAAUAGUGGUAAAUGGGCGAUUGCACACAAGCUUAUUUCUGUCACUGGCGAGCUAAAGUACCUAAGGUCCUCCAACGAGACCCUGGAGCAGCAAAAUAAGCAGCUGACCACGGAGACGGAGAGAAUGUCGGUGGAGAUAAAGCUUCUGCAAGAACAGAAUGAGAAGCAUGAAGACUCCAAGGCAAAAAUGAAGGAGGCCUUCCUCAAACUUAAGAAUAAAAAUAAGGAUGAGAAGAAGGUAAUUGAGGAGGAGAAGCUGAAGCUUGGAGAGGAGAAAAACGAAUUGGCAAUUAAGAUUACAGCCCUCCAAGAGUCCAGCAAACAACUGGAGUCCUCAAUCAAAGACCUCCAGCAGAAAACUGAAGAAUUGGAGGGAAGAAAUAAAACUCUCCAUGAUGAGAAUAAAAAGCUGAAGGCUGAAAAUAAUGACCUCCAGGAGGACAAAGAAGCUCUGCGGGGGAAGAAUGAAGACCUCAAAAAGGUCAAAGAACUUCUGGAGGUGACAAACAAAGACCUCCAGAAGGACAAAGACUUUCUGGAGCAGGGCCAGAAAGUGAUGCAGCAGGAGAUUCAAGUCCUGCUGGAAAAGAGCCAAGAAGUGGAGGAGUCACAUAAAAUCCUGGAGAAGGACAACGAGGAGCUCCAGGAGCAGCUCAUGAAAAAGCGCCAGAAGAAGAAAUUCUUCGGUCUUUUCAGGAGCUGCGAGCAGAAGGAGGAGGAAAGAAGGCUCAAAAGAGAAAAGAAAGAGAAAAAGCUGCAGGAAAAAGAACAGCAGAGGCAGCAACGAGAGAGAGAGCUGGACCAGAGGACAAGGUCAGAAGGUCGUUCACAAGGAGAACGAAAAGUUGGGUGCUGCAGUUGGUUUCAUUAA